Meriones unguiculatus (Mongolian gerbil) is the source of this 2090-nucleotide messenger RNA. It is a transcript of the gene Nudc, whose product is annotated as nuclear distribution C, dynein complex regulator. Gene Ontology annotation, biological process: protein folding. Lineage: Eukaryota; Metazoa; Chordata; Mammalia; Rodentia; Muridae. Gene Ontology annotation, cellular component: cytoplasm. The coding region runs from base 127 to 1125 and encodes 332 amino acids. The transcript is spliced from 8 exons. The record is from RefSeq and is a predicted model, not a curated record.
GGGCGGGCCCGUGCGUGUUUCCGGCUCCGCUGCGGAAGGCCGGCGAGGGGAGCCGUUGGGCCGGACGCGAACCGUGCGGAGCGCGGGCGUCGCCGAGCGCGAGUGCGGAGCCCGGAGCGCGGCGCGAUGGGAGGGGAGCAGGAGGAGGAGCGCUUCGACGGCAUGCUGCUGGCCAUGGCGCAGCAGCACGAGGGCGGCGUGCAGGAGCUUGUGAACACUUUCUUCAGCUUCCUUCGGCGCAAAACAGACUUUUUCAUUGGAGGAGAAGAAGGGAUGGCAGAGAAGCUUAUCACACAGACUUUUAACCACCACAACCAGCUGGCACAGAAGGCCCGGAGAGAGAAGCGAGCUCGGCAGGAGACUGAGCGCCGGGAGAAGGCAGAGCGGGCGGCGAGGCUGGCCAAGGAGGCCAAGGCAGAGACCCCUGGGCCACAGAUCAAGGAGCUGACUGAUGAGGAGGCAGAGAGACUGCAGCUGGAGAUUGACCAGAAAAAGGAUGCAGAGAAUCAUGAGGUCCAGCUCAAGAAUGGCAGCCUUGACUCACCAGGGAAGCAGGAUGCUGAGGAGGAGGAAGAGGAGGAAGAUGAGAAGGACAAAGGAAAGCUGAAGCCCAACCUAGGCAAUGGGGCUGACCUGCCCAACUACCGCUGGACCCAGACCCUUUCGGAACUGGAUCUGGCAGUGCCCUUCCGAGUCAGCUUCCGGCUGAAGGGGAAGGACGUGGUGGUGGACAUCCAGCGGCGGCACCUCCAGGUGGGCCUCAAAGGGCAGCCCCCGGUGAUCGACGGGCAGCUCUACAAUGAGGUGAAGGUGGAGGAGAGCUCCUGGCUCAUCGAGGAUGGCAAGGUGGUGACGGUGCAUCUGGAGAAGAUCAAUAAGAUGGAAUGGUGGAACCGCUUGGUUACCAGUGACCCCGAAAUCAAUACCAAGAAGAUUAACCCUGAGAACUCCAAGCUGUCAGAUCUGGACAGCGAGACUCGCAGCAUGGUGGAAAAAAUGAUGUAUGACCAGAGGCAGAAGUCCAUGGGCUUGCCCACCUCUGAUGAGCAGAAGAAACAAGAGAUCCUGAAGAAGUUCAUGGAUCAGCACCCAGAGAUGGAUUUCUCCAAGGCCAAAUUCAACUAGCUUGUUUGCCUUCCUGAACUCUUGUGAUUGAGCCCCUAGCCACUCAACCUCCUUUCCCUUUUCCUGGGACCAGGGAACCUUAGGGCUGGGGCAGGCAGAGGACUUCCAGGCAUGAGAGCUCCAGGGUUUCACUGGGGAAGGGCUGGGUGUUGGGGAUCUUGUCCUCCCCAUUUGGCCUGUUACACAUUAAAACUAUUUACCCUGCUCCACCUGUGUUCUCCCUCUACACCCUCCCUGGCUGCGGCUGGGAACUGGGGUUUUGGCAUUCAGUCUGCUAGGGCAGGUUUUUGACUCUCUGGAUCUCGGCUUCUCCCUUUAGAGGGGACUAUGGCAAGGUUUUUAGGGUUUGAUUUUUAUUGUGUAUGUGCACAUAUAUGAAGUUCAGAGGACAGCUUUCUGGGUCAGCUCUCUUCAUGCUUGUGUAGGUUCCAGGGAUGGACCUCAGAUUGGCAGGCUUGUGCAGGUGCCUUCCCUCUGAGCCCCUCACCUGCCACGUGGUUCUGAGCAAAGGUGUCUUUCUGGCCACUGAUUCCCAUUAGAUGUUAUCCGGAGCCCAGUCCCAGCAUUCCAACUGGACUGUCUGCUAGAAAGCCUAGGUGACAUUGCCUAGGUGUGGGAGAUGGGAGGACAGGGUACAGUCCAGAGGAGCCGCACUGUCUUUCCCUGCUCCUCCUCACAGCCAGUACCUAUGCAGUAAAGGGCCCAGAGGCACUUCUGCUCAGAUCUGGCCUUUGGGGAAUCUGUAUUCACCAAAGGGUGGAGGCCACUGACUGCAGGGGUUGUGCGAUUAAAAAAGUACCUGUCUCGAUAGACCCUUUUCUGGGAAGGCAAACUACUUCACACAGAGCUGUUGGAAAAUUGGUUUCUAGGCCAGGGCUGAGUUUAGGGACUGUUAAGUCUUACUCUGGUUUCCCCUCUCCUGUAAUCUUUUCCUUUAAAAAAAAUAUACAUUUAUUGAAAGUGAA